Messenger RNA from Soboliphyme baturini, 290 nucleotides. The record is from the annotation of a GenBank genome assembly. Lineage: Eukaryota; Metazoa; Nematoda; Enoplea; Dioctophymatida; Soboliphymatidae.
AUGGAAAUCUUUGUACUCGUCCUAGCCGUCUUGACGGUUGGUGUUUACGGUGUUUGCCCCCCGUUUUUGUCCAACGAAAAUUCGUGCAACUGCAGCUCAUUUGUCGACGGACUGAUGAUUCACUGCGUGGGACCCGAAGCAACGCAGGUUAUUGAAAAGCUGAAAUUGUACGAUGUUUAUAUCAGGGAACUAUCCAUCCACCAAGCCAAUAUCAAAGAAGUAAGUAUUUUAAUGCUAACUUAUGUAACUAUAUUCUUGACUGAUUGGCUGAUUAAUAGCCAUAUAUAAAA